AUGGCGGCAUUCGGUUUAUCACCUGAGUUAAAUUUCUUAGUUCCGACGGCAAAACGCCGGCUGAAAUACUGCCAGCUGCCUGUGCCUCUUUGUCCCACUGCAAUUGUGCAUCGCGCCACCUGGCGACAGCUGCCACCUCUCACCUCCCCCAGUGAAUUCGGCCAUCGUUCCCACCCAACUCAGCCAUUGCCACCACUCCCAGCCAUCGCUGCGCGGCAGCUGUUCACCGCCAUGGUCGCGCCAGUGGUGGACUACGCAUCCAGCGUCUGGAUGCACCAAUGCAAUUGGAAGACCGCGCCGGCCAUACACAGGGUGCAGAGGGUCGCGGCGCAAGGGAUCAUAGGAACGUUCAGCACGGUAGCAACACGCGUAGCAGAAGCAGAAGCUCACAUCCCCACGGCUCAAGAUCGAUUCUGGAAGAGGGCGAUCAAGAUGUGGACGGACAUUCACACCCUACCAGAGACGAAUCCACUCCGCAACACCACUUCCCGGAUGCGCAAGUUCCGGAGAUCCUACCGCUCCCCUUUCUUUCAAGUAGCAGAUCUCCUCAAGGACGUCCCAUUGGACAGCCUCGAAACCAUCGCUCCCGUCGUAUUAGCGCCAUGGGAGAGGCGAGUCCGCACUACGGUUGACAGAACGGGCAUCCAGCAAAAAGAGACAGAGUGGGCGGUCCGGAUCGCCGUAAGCAGCUCCGCACGAAACAACAUGGUCGGGAUCGGAGGAGUCGUCCGUCUCCCGCUGCCGAUGCGAGAUGGCUCAAGGAACGAAGCCUUUAGUGUGACGCUGGGCUCCAGGUCGGAGCAAAACCCGUUCUCAGGCGAGCUUGCGGCUAUUGGGUACGCGUUGAGGUUGAUUCGAAAUAUCAGGUACCGAAAGAUCAUCCUUGCCACCAGCAACAAGGCAGCCGUGAUGGCCUUGGAGCGACCACACCAGCAAUCAGGACAACAAUAUCUCUGUCAGGCGUACGAUGCGAUAAGUGCCUUACGCAAGGCGGGAAACACGAUCUCGGUCGUCUGGAUCCAAGCGGGUACCAAAAACGAGCUCCUGAACACAGCCAAAGCGAAAGCAAAGGAAGCAACACGGCAGGACGCUACGCCACAAACGCAGGAUCCUGCCAUGCGGUCAACAGCCCUCCGUAUCGCAUGGGCAAAGCGGGCACCGCCCACGUCCUUACCUGACAAAGUGGGCAGACAUUCCAAGAGAGUCGAUAUAGCGUUACCAGGGAAGCACACCCAACUAUUAUACGACCACCUGUCCCGAAGCGAGGCCGGCGUGCUUGCUCAGCUUAGAACAGGCAUGGCCAAGCUCAACACAUACCUGCAUCGCAUCAAAGCAGCACCGUCAGACCAGUGUACGUGUGGACAAGCCAGAGAGACAGUGAACCACUUCCUCUUCCGAUGCAAGCAAUGGGAUCAACACCGUAGGGAGAUGCUGCAAUGUACGGAUGUCCACAGGGGGAACCUCUCCUUCUACCUGGGAGGAAAGUCGCCCUCGGAUGACAAGGACUGGUCCCCCAACAUGCGGGCGGUGCGGGCGACGAUACGUUUUGCCAUUGCCACAGGUCGUCUGAGGACUGAACAACAACAGAAUGAAGCAAACUAA
This is a messenger RNA of Chaetomium globosum CBS 148.51, 1602 nucleotides long. RefSeq lists its product as uncharacterized. Gene Ontology annotation, biological process: DNA replication, removal of RNA primer. Bases 1 to 1602 code for a protein of 533 amino acids. NCBI's taxonomy places the organism in Eukaryota, Fungi, Ascomycota, Sordariomycetes, Sordariales, Chaetomiaceae. The transcript has a single exon. The record is from RefSeq and is a predicted model, not a curated record. Gene Ontology annotation, molecular function: RNA-DNA hybrid ribonuclease activity; nucleic acid binding.